This is a messenger RNA of Pteronotus mesoamericanus, 933 nucleotides long. It is a transcript of the gene IFITM10, whose product is annotated as interferon induced transmembrane protein 10. NCBI's taxonomy places the organism in Eukaryota, Metazoa, Chordata, Mammalia, Chiroptera, Mormoopidae. The transcript has 4 exons. Gene Ontology annotation, cellular component: plasma membrane. The record is from RefSeq and is a predicted model, not a curated record. The coding region runs from base 1 to 933 and encodes 310 amino acids.
AUGGCGACCGGCAGGGCAGAGCCGGACUUGCCCCCGCCCCGCUUGCGGGAGGAGGCGGGGAAGUGGCUGCGCCCGCCUCGGCCGCCGCGCCGCGGUGAGUCAGGCUCCGGCUGCAGCCGCGCGGCCCGGCCGGCGCUGCGGAGCGAACGCAGGCAGCGGGGAGGCAGCGCCGCCAGCCCCGCACCCUCCCUGCCCCCCGCCCCGCGCUCUCCGCGCACCGAGGCUGGGACGCUGGGACGCGGAGCGGCGGGACACACGGCGGCCCGCGGGACGGCGGAAGGACGCGCGGACAGAGCCCCGGGGUCGGAGCCGCCGGCCCAGGAGUCGCCCGCCCAGGGCCCCGGCCAGUGCCCAGCCCCGCUGGGAGCCCCGGCCAGCACCACGGACGGCGCCCCGGAAGCCCGAGUGCCCCUGGACGGGGCCUUCUGGAUCCCCAGGCCCCCCGCAGGCUCGCCCAAGGGCUGCUUCGCCUGCGUGUCCAAGCCCCCCGCCCUGCAGGCGCCGGCGGCCCCGGCCCCUGAGCCCUCGGCCUCGCCCCCCAUGGCGCCCACGCUGUUCCCCAUGGAGUCCAAGAGCGGCAAGACGGACAGCGUGCGGGCCGGCGGCGCCCCGCCCGUCUGCAAGCACCUUGCGGAGAAGAAGACGAUGACCAACCCCACGACGGUCAUCGAGGUGUACCCCGACACCAGCGAGGUGAACGACUACUACCUGUGGUCCAUCUUCAACUUCGUCUACCUCAACUUCUGUUGCCUGGGCUUCAUUGCUUUGGCCUACUCCCUCAAGGUUCGGGACAAGAAGCUUCUCAACGACCUGAAUGGCGCGGUGGAGGACGCCAAGACAGCCCGGCUGUUCAACAUCACCAGCUCCGCGCUGGCCGCCUCCUGCAUCAUCCUGGUCUUCAUCUUCCUGCGGUACCCGCUCACCGACUACUGA